Conger conger (European conger) is the source of this 4855-nucleotide messenger RNA. It is a transcript of the gene ndst2a, whose product is annotated as N-deacetylase/N-sulfotransferase (heparan glucosaminyl) 2a. The coding region runs from base 984 to 3647 and encodes 887 amino acids. The transcript is spliced from 16 exons. The record is from RefSeq and is a predicted model, not a curated record. Gene Ontology annotation, cellular component: Golgi apparatus. Gene Ontology annotation, molecular function: heparan sulfate N-sulfotransferase activity; deacetylase activity. Lineage: Eukaryota; Metazoa; Chordata; Actinopteri; Anguilliformes; Congridae.
UAUUGGUUUACUCCCGAGUUUCGGCAGAGCCCAUCAAUUGCUGAAUGAAGAUGGCGGAAUUGUACGGGAUGCGGUCAAACAGAUUUUAAACUUACCGUUUUGAAAUAUUUUAGUUAUCGUCCAGUUCCUUCUGGAGGGUGUUUCGAAGACGCGUGUAGUGGUUCACCUUUCCAUACUGAUGGACUGUUAGAGUGAAAAUUCAAAGGAAACCCGAGACGCUCAGACCGGAUAGGCCAGAGGACGUCUCCCGUGGCAACAAGGUGUGCACUUGCCUCUCAGGAAUGACCCGGCUAGGGCCCAGUCGAGGUCUGGGUUCAGCAUUGCUGAGCAGCACUGGGACAUUGUGGACCACAUACAAGAUGGACGCCAAUCGGAGGUGUUGCUGAAACUCAGAAAGGGGAGUCGGGUGGGAGGGAGAGCGCUCCCCACUGCUACAGGAGAAUAGCCCCCUUGUGUUUGUGUGUGUGCUUGCAUUUGUGCUGGUGUGUGUGCGUUUGCUUCGGCUCGGCAAACGAGGGACUUGGAGAGGGAGGAGGGAGGAGAGGGACCGCUUGACCUGCGUCAAGGAGGGGAGGGAGGGAGAGGAGGAGUGGCCGGGAGAGAGAAACCCGAAUCCUCUUAGGGAAACGGAGGAGGGGAGUCUGAGAGCGAGGGGCAGAACGAGAGACCGGCGUGCCUCGGGCACUUCCACACCGGAGCUGGAGAGCAACGAUAAGGUCCGGAGCCUGGAGGAGAGGCAGGACGCCGCGGCGCACUUGGGCAGAGACGUUUGCGACGGAGAGGGCGCGCGAGAGAGAGAACGACAAGCCGCCGGCGCGUCACUGGCUAUGGGGGCCAUGGUGACCUAGCGUAAAUGGCUGUUCCUGAGCAGAACCUAGUGCCAGUGUCUGCCGCUCGACCCUGCUCUUCCUCCCCCGGCCCCCUCCGCUGGGUCCCGCCCGCGCCCCUCCCCCGCCAUCCCCGCCCGCGCGCGCCCCGCCGCCAUGGUGGGAGGCUGCAAGCUGCUGCGGAGCGUCAGGCAGCUGGAGCUCCACCGCCUCAUCCUGGCCCUCAUCGUCUUCUGCCUGCUCUCCAUGGCCUUCCUGGCCUACUACGUCAGCAACAGCCCCAAGAUCAAGGAGGCGCCGCCCAUGCCCUUCAGUGACUGCGGGGCGGCGGCCGGCGCCGGGGGUCAGAGGGCGCCCCUCUUCCUCCCCGCCCAGGCCAGCCGCCGCUUCGUCAAGGCCGUGGACAACUCGCGCACGGAGCCCGUGGUGCUGGUGUUCGUGGAGAGCAUCUACUCCCAGCUGGGCCAGGAGAUCGUGGCCAUCCUGGAGUCCAGCCGCUUCAAGUACCGGACCGAGAUCGCGCCGGGGAAGGGCGACAUGCCCACCCUGACGGAGCGUGACCGCGGCCGCUACGCCCUGGUCAUCUACGAAAACGUCCUGAAGUACGUCAACCUGGACGCCUGGAACCGCGAGCUGCUGGACAAGUACUGCGUGGAGUUCGGCGUGGGCGUGAUCGGCUUCUUCAAGGCCAACGAGAACUCGCUGCUCAGCGCCCAGCUCAAGGGCUUCCCCCUGUUCCUGCACUCCAACCUGGGCCUGAGGGACUACCGCAUCAACCCCGCCGCCCCGCUGCUCUACAUCACCCGGGCCAACGAGGUGGAGCAGGGCCCCCUGCCCGGAGACGACUGGACCGUCUUCCAGUCCAACCACAGCACCUACGAGCCGGUGCUGCUGGCCAGCACCAAGUCGUCCGAGUCCCUGGCGCCCCACCUGGGCCCCCACCGGGCGGUGCACGCCACCGUGGUGCAGGACCUGGGCCUUCACGACGGCAUCCAGAGGGUGCUCUUCGGCAACAACCUCUCCUUCUGGCUCCACAAGCUCAUCUUCGUGGACUCCAUCGCCUACCUGACGGGCAAGCGGCUGUGCCUGUCCCUGGAGCGCUACCUGCUGGUGGACGUGGACGACAUCUUCGUGGGGAAGGAGGGCACCCGCAUGAAGCGCUCGGAUGUGGAGGCCCUGCUCAACACUCAAAAUAAGCUGCGAACACUUGUUCCCAAUUUCACGUUCAACCUGGGCUUCUCCGGAAAGUUCUACCACACGGGCACGGACGAGGAGGACCGGGGGGACGACAUGCUCCUGUGGCACAGGAAGGAGUUCUGGUGGUUCCCCCACAUGUGGAGCCACAUGCAGCCGCACCUGUUCCACAACGUCACCGUGCUGGCCGAGCAGAUGAGGCUCAACAUGCUGUUCGCCCAGGAGCACGGCAUCCCCACCGACAUGGGGUACGCUGUGGCCCCCCACCACUCCGGGGUGUACCCCGUUCACACCCAGCUCUAUGAGGCCUGGAAGUCUGUGUGGGGCAUCAGGGUGACCAGCACUGAGGAGUACCCCCACCUGAGGCCCGCCCGCUACCGCCGUGGGUUCAUCCACAGCGGGAUCCGGGUUUUGCCCAGACAGACGUGUGGUCUCUUCACUCACACCAUCUUCUACAAUGAAUACCCUGGAGGCUCUAGAGAGCUGGACAAGAGCAUCCGAGGAGGGGAACUUUUCCUCACCGUCCUCCUAAACCCUAUCAGCAUAUUUAUGACCCACCUGUCUAACUACGGGAACGACCGGCUGGGCCUGUACACCUUCGAGUCCCUGGUGAAGUUUGUGCAGUGCUGGACCCACCUGCGGCUGCAGACCCUGCCCCCGGUGCAGCUGGCCGACAAGUACUUCCACAUCUUCCCCGAGGAGAGGGACCCCUUGUGGCAGAACCCCUGUCAUGACAAGAGACACAAGGACAUCUGGUCCAAGGAGAAGACCUGUGACAGGCUGCCCAAGUUCCUGGUGAUUGGCCCGCAGAAAACAGGCACGACGGCUCUUCACUCCUUCCUGACGCUUCACCCGGCCAUCACCAGCAACUUCCUCAGCCCCGUCACCUUCGAGGAGAUCCAGUUCUUCAACGGGCCCAACUACCACAACGGCAUCGACUGGUAUAUGGAGUUCUUCCCCUUUCCCUCCAAUGCCAGCACAGACUUCAUGUUUGAGAAGAGCGCCAACUACCUGGACUCUGAGGUGACGCCCCGGCGAGCAGCCGCCCUGCUGCCGCGAGCCAAGAUCCUGGCGCUGCUCAUCAACCCCGCGGACCGGGCCUACUCCUGGUACCAGCACCAGCGGGCACACCAGGACCCUGCGGCGCUGAACCACACCUUCCAGCAGGUGGUGACAGCGGGUCCGUCCGCCUCCCCGGAGCUCCUGUCCCUGCAGCGCCGCUGUCUGGCCCCCGGGGCCUACGCCCUGCACCUGGAGCGCUGGCUUCAGCACUACCAGCCCAGCCAGCUGCUGAUAGUGGACGGCUCGCAGCUGAGAUCCAACCCUGCGCUGGUCAUGGAGGGCGUGCAGAGGUUCCUGGGAGUCACGCCCAUCUUCAACUACACCCAGGCACUCGCCUUCGACGAGAGCAAAGGGUUCUGGUGCCAGAAGCUGGAGGGGGGCCGCUCCAAGUGUCUGGGAAAGAGCAAAGGCAGGAAGUACCCCGACAUGGCGCCGGAGGCACGGUCCUUCCUGGCGGAGUACUACCGCCAGCACAACAUGGCGCUGCUGAAGCUGCUGAACCGGCUGGGCCAGAGCCUCCCCGCCUGGCUGAGAGAGGAGCUGCAGGGAGCCAGCUGGAGCUGAGAGCCGACCGCAGCAGGACUGCAGCUCGACCGCAGCACGACCGCAACGCAGGGGCCGAGGAACCGGGGGGGAGGAGGGGCGGGGGCGGUUCAUCACCCGCCCCACACAAACCGCUGCAGAGGAGCAGGCCUACGUCAUCCCGUCAAGAGCACAGAUGGAGGAAUCGGUGGAGGGACAAAGGGAGGGAUGGGCGGAGCGUUUUGUUAAGAAGGGCUUUGAUGGUGGAGAUUGAAGAAAGACUGAAGACGUAUUGCCCCUGCAGCUUUUUGUGAACAGCUUUGUCCAUCUGUCAUUGGUCAGACUGUGUUUUCCAGCACCGUGAUUGGGCAACAGGUGGAUGAAAUCCUGAACACACCCCACACCCCCUCACCACCACCCCCUUCACUGGGAGCCAGCCAAUCAGGUCUUGGCCAGAUGCGAAACGUUACCGGCUGAUAGGAUGAACUGGAGCCUUCAGCCUGGCCACACCCUUGUUUGUUUCAUUUCUUCAGAAGAAUGAUUGUGAAGCGUUGUACAUUUCUACGAUGGGUGGUAUAUUUUGGGAUGGGGUGGGUGGGAGAGGACUUGCUGCGAAGGGGACACUGUGGGAUACACUCACCACUACCAGAGACCACAUACACACACACACACACACACACACACACACACACACACACACACACGCACGCCACAACCUGGCCACUCUGUGAGAUGUAUGCAUACACACACACACACACACACACACGACACAGCCUGGCCACUCUGUGAGACACACACAUACACACCUUACCUACCUAGCUACCAACCUACCUACCUGCUGCAACCCGGCCGCUCUCUAGGGCACACACUCUGAAGACAAGGACUUACUGGACUAUGACAUACUCUAUAUACACACACACACACACACACACACACACACACACACACACGCACACAUAUAUACACACCCGGACACCUGCAUAUACAUACAUACAUACAUACAUACAUACCCAGGCCCAGGUGUGGUCUUACAGAAACUGCUUGGACAGAGGGAAGACGGGCCCCCACACAGACCAAUGACCUGAGCUGCUGGAGGGAGAGGGGGCCCCACGUCUGAAACUGGGGGGGCGUCCAUCGUAAGAGGAGCUGCUGCCUUGGUUUGUGUUCAUUUUGUAAAGACUGUCUUAAAACUAAGAAGAAAAAAACAUUACCGACACAGUAUGGUCUCUAAUAAAGGCAUAGGAAGGUCA